Miscanthus lutarioriparius is the source of this 1317-nucleotide messenger RNA. The record is from the annotation of a GenBank genome assembly. NCBI's taxonomy places the organism in Eukaryota, Viridiplantae, Streptophyta, Magnoliopsida, Poales, Poaceae.
AUGCUCGCGGCGGGCGUCCCCGCCACCGACCGCAACAUCCCUUCGGCUGCGAAGGCCGUCGCCGCUGCCGAGACCUUGUCGCGCCCUCCGUUCGCCCCUCACGCGCUCCACGGCCUCGCCGCCAAGACUCCGUUCGCAGGCGACGUGUUUGUUGGGUCGGCGAUUCUCGACAUGUAUGCCAAGUGCGGCCACCUUGCAGACGCCCGACGGCUAUUCGAUGAAAUGCCGGAACGGAAUGUUGUCUCCUGGUCCGCACUCAUCUGUGGGUAUGCUGACGCGGGGAUGCAUCCUGCAGCGAUGGGAAUCUUCCGCUUGGCACUUGAGGAGGCCGUGCCGGUGAAUGACUACACAGUUUCUUGCAUCAUCCGAGUAUGUGCUGCAGCGACACUCUUUGAGCUUGGAGCCCAGGUGCAUGCCAGGGCUACAAAGACAGCGCUUCAUACAUCACCUUUUGUGGGUAGCUCACUUGUUUCGGUUUACUCAAAGUGUGGGCUUGUAGAGUGUGCUUACCGGGUGUUCAAUGAAGCACCUGAGAAGAACCUUGGCAUUUGGAAUGCAGUGCUCAUUGCAUCUGCUCAGCAUGGACAUACUGCUGCAGCAUUUGAGCGAUUUAUAGAGAUGCAGAACGCUGGAUUCCAGACCAAUCACAUAAUCUUCCUGUGCUUGCUCACUGCUUGUAGCCAUGCUGGCCUUGUUGAUGAGGGGAAGCGAUAUUUUUCUCUCAUGAAAGAUUAUGGCAUUGAACGACAGGCUGAACAUUAUGCUUCAAUGGUUGACCUACUUGGUCAUGUAGGGUCUCGUAGCUCUGGGGCACAUAUGCUUUUGUCAAGCACAUAUGCAGCUGCAGGAAGGCAUAUUGAUGCAGCUCUUGCUAGGAAAGCAAUGCGUGAUGCAGGUGUACGGAAAGAAACAGGACUUAGCUGGUUGGAAGCUGCAGGGGAGGUGCAUACCUUUGUAUCGAACUGCAGGAGACACCAACAAAGUGAGGAAAUUUACAAGGUGCUAGAGAAAGUUGGUGAGAAGAUGGAGGCAGCUGGUUAUGUGGCAGACACUAGUGCAGUGGUUAAGGAUGUGGAUGGGGAUGAGAAGCGAGCAACAGUGAGGUAUCACAGUGAAAGGCUAGCAAUAGGGUUAGGUCUUUUGAUUGUUCCACAAGGUGUGCCAAUCCGAGUUAUGAAGAAUUUGCAUGUGCGUGAUGAUUGCCACAAUGCAAUUAAGUAUCUAACUAAGUGCACAGGUAGAGUUGUGGUUCUUAGGGAUAAUCGUCGGUUCCACCGAUUUGAAGAUGGGGUGUGCUCUUGUGGGGAUUUCUGGUAA